AUGCUUAAUACAUCAAAUAUUAAGUCAAAUUCGUCACAAAACUUUUCCAAAGAAAAAGAGCAUCUUUCAGAUAUUGUAAAAGACCAUUUUAACAAUCCGAGAAACAUAGGCUCUUUAAAUCCAAAUGAUGAUUCUGUAGGCACCGCCACUGUUGGUAAAGCUGCGUGUGGAGAUGUCAUAAAGCUGUUUAUCAAAGUUGAUGAUGGUAUAAUUAAAGAUGUCAAAUUUAAAGCUUUUGGCUGUGGAAGUGCUAUAGCCUCUUCCUCUUACGCCACUGAACUCAUCAAAGGAAAAACAAUAAAUGACGCUUUAAAACUGAAAAAUAAAGAUAUCAGCGACAAGCUGGCUUUAGAACCGAUUAAGAUUCAUUGUAGUCUGCUAGCUGAAGACGCAAUAAAAAUAGCAAUCAGAAAUUACUUAUCAAAAGCAAACAACAAGAAAAUGAUAAAAGAAUAG
Molecule: messenger RNA, 456 nt
Organism: Dermatophagoides pteronyssinus (European house dust mite)
Lineage: Eukaryota; Metazoa; Arthropoda; Arachnida; Sarcoptiformes; Pyroglyphidae
Product: iron-sulfur cluster assembly scaffold protein IscU-like
Source: RefSeq, a predicted model, not a curated record